Dothidotthia symphoricarpi CBS 119687 is the source of this 806-nucleotide messenger RNA. RefSeq lists its product as uncharacterized. The transcript has 3 exons. The coding region runs from base 1 to 693 and encodes 230 amino acids. The record is from RefSeq and is a predicted model, not a curated record. NCBI's taxonomy places the organism in Eukaryota, Fungi, Ascomycota, Dothideomycetes, Pleosporales, Dothidotthiaceae.
AUGUCGGACGAUUGGUUGUCUUGCAAGCUCGCCCCAGACGGCGACUUCGAAGAUGGAUGUCAUCAUGAACAAGCGGAUGCCCUCAAAAACUACCUGCACCUAAAGAUGAUUGCAAAAGAAGCCCCUCAGGCUGUGACUCGCCCUGUUGUGGUUUCAGAAAACCCUAGAGAUGAGCUUUCUCGCCCAUAUAUUCUCCUGCUGGACGCUCUUGUAGAACUACCAUCGGAACACAUCGAGCCAUUACUGGCUUUGAAAGGGCUCCCACACUUUGGUAAUCUCUGGUCUGACGUCGGCUAUCGAUCCGGAAGCUGGAAAAGGGAUGCCGAGGCAACCGCCGCCCCAGAGAGUAACGCCCUACUAUACAAGCACGUGAGGAGGGCAGAGACCGAGGCGCGGCUAGUUGAGGUAUACGAUGUCAUCGAGGACGCUUCAGAGAGUGACGGGGCGCUACUAGAUCUUGAGGUUCCAGCUGCGGCAGAGUGGUUUGGAGUUUACGGUCAGUGGUUUCGACCGGGCACGGAAACGGGCAAGAAGAUUUACGCGCAUCUGGAUGAAGUGAUGAGUUGGAAGAAGUGGUCGUUGUGGGAAGAGCGGUUGAAAAAGCUACAAGCGCAAUCUGGAAUCGUUCAUUGUGCGGUGACCAAACGCUUAAUGCCAUGCAUGAGGGAGACGAAGAAAAGUCAUGAGUGUUGAAAAUAUGCAGAAAAGGAUAGUCGGAAGUCUCAAAUGGAGACUGAUACAUGAUGUUGAACUGCGAAGUGAGAAGCAGAGGUCAAAUCUAGGGUCAAUGGCUGGCUAUAUACGAC